UAACUUUUCACCAACCAUUUUCUUAUAAUCAAAUACUAUACUAAAACACUUUAAGUUUUGCAUUAAUUAAACAACUAAUUUUAAGUUAUAGCAUGAAAAAAAAAUACAAUAAUUUAAGAACCCCAUUAGAAAAAGCUAAACGGGUUUUAAACGGGUUAGGCCGUUGUAGCAUCCCUAAUGUCCGGUUUAAUAUGGGUUGAUUUGGUUGUUGAAUUUCUUGUACUAAUGUUAGAACCGGUUAAUGUCAAAGGUAUCGUACGACGAUUAGUUUUUCCCCGGUGAGAACCAAGUGAGGCAAAAAGACGAGAGGAGCGAUCAUCAGAGCUAGAAGAAAAGGAAAAAAGAAAGGAUCUUCCAUGGACAAUAUCUGAGAACCCAAACCCAUCUGGUAAUUUAAAUCCUGAUCUGGGAAGCUCGAUCUUCCUUUAGGGAAUCUUAAACUUCGUCGAGAUUUCAAUGGUGUUGGUAUUGGCAUUGGGGGAUCUUCAUGUACCCCAUAGAGCGGCUGAUCUACCCCCAAAGUUCAAAUCCAUGCUUGUUCCUGGCAAGAUUCAACACAUCAUCUGCACUGGAAACCUCUGCAUCAAAGAAAUCCAUGACUACUUGAAGACUAUCUGCCCUGAUUUGCAUAUAGUUCGAGGUGAGUUUGACGAAGAUGCACGAUACUCUGAGACUAAAACUUUGACUAUUGGCCAAUUCAAGCUGGGACUGUGCCACGGCCACCAGGUGAUCCCAUGGGGUGAUUUAGACUCACUAGCCAUGCUUCAGAGACAGCUCGACGUGGACAUACUUGUAACAGGACAUACCCACCAGUUCACAGCCUACAAACACGAGGGAGGAGUUGUCAUAAACCCGGGCUCUGCGACUGGAGCUUAUAGCAGUAUAAACCAAGAUGUUAACCCCAGCUUUGUUCUUAUGGAUAUCGAUGGUCUUCGAGUUGUGGUCUAUGUCUAUGAGCUCAUCGAUGGCGAGGUUAAAGUCGACAAGAUCGAUUUUAAGAAGGCCUCCACUUCCACUUCUGCUCCUUAGCGCCUUUAACAAACUGAACCCCUUUGUAUGUUUUCGUCUGGAAUCACUUUUGAAAUUUGAAACUUUCUAUAGCUUCUUUGUGAAAAUAAUGUUUAAAUAUUUGGAACUUGAACCACUGAGAACAAUGUUUUGCAAGUCAUUUGAAGUUUAUAGACUUUUGUUUAAGGGUCGACA
Molecule: messenger RNA, 1203 nt
Organism: Brassica napus (rape)
Lineage: Eukaryota; Viridiplantae; Streptophyta; Magnoliopsida; Brassicales; Brassicaceae
Product: vacuolar protein sorting-associated protein 29
Exons: 3
Coding region: 457-1029 (190 amino acids)
Biological process (GO): intracellular protein transport; retrograde transport, endosome to Golgi
Cellular component (GO): endosome; retromer complex
Source: RefSeq, a predicted model, not a curated record